AUGAGCUUUAGAUCAGGUCAGAUUGUGUGGAUCAGCGAAAUUAAUAAUGAUCCCUCUGCUCAUCUCAAUACUUGUGUUCGAGUUACUGGCUUUUUGAGCAGUUUGGAUCUUGAUACAAAAAGGGCCACUUUGAUACACAACGGACAUUCGAUUAUAUUGGAUGUAUCACUGGUUGAAUCAUUUCAAUAUCCGUUGCAAACACUUGUUCAAUGUAUAGGAGAUGUAGCCCACUACAACGAGGAAUUAUCAAUGGCAACCGUGUUGGUCAAGGUCUCUCGUGAUCUCAAUAUUGUUGAUCUGGAGCUGUAUGAACGAGCAGUUCAAUAUCGACGAUCUUGUGAAGCAUCUAUACUAUAG
Messenger RNA from Phycomyces blakesleeanus NRRL 1555(-), 357 nucleotides. RefSeq lists its product as hypothetical. Bases 1 to 357 code for a protein of 118 amino acids. The transcript has 3 exons. The record is from RefSeq and is a predicted model, not a curated record. Gene Ontology annotation, cellular component: CST complex. NCBI's taxonomy places the organism in Eukaryota, Fungi, Mucoromycota, Mucoromycetes, Mucorales, Phycomycetaceae. Gene Ontology annotation, molecular function: single-stranded DNA binding.